Lepisosteus oculatus (spotted gar) is the source of this 2139-nucleotide messenger RNA. RefSeq names its product transmembrane protein 250 (gene tmem250). The record is from RefSeq and is a predicted model, not a curated record. NCBI's taxonomy places the organism in Eukaryota, Metazoa, Chordata, Actinopteri, Semionotiformes, Lepisosteidae.
UUGAGAGACUGUAUAAUGGAGUGGGAACAUACGAGUGAGAAAAGAUAGUUCAGUAUAUCUUACAUUUGCAUUAAUGUAUUAUGUUACAUAUUAUUUAAUAUGCAGGUAAACAAAUACCACUCGAAUUAACAGGGGUCGCUUUUCUUUGAUUAACAUUAAUCUACUGUGUCUUGCCUAAUAUGUAGAACAUUACAAAGAGGACAGUGAAAAGGGGUUGCUUCUUAAAUCCAAUUCGUUUGUAAAUCUUCCCAGUUUUUGCUUGGAUGUUUAUAGUUUUGAAUACUGGAAUAAUGUGUGAAAAAGGACACUGCAUGAAACGAGCAUCUUCAACUUUAAAUCUUCCGAGGCCAGCUUUCUCUUAACAACCUCCUAUACAGGCUGAAACGGGCCCCUGUUGUGCUGGAGCGCGGCACAGUCAGCAAUGUGGAGCUGUGGUGGCAGGGCCCUGGACCACGCUUGCACGUUCUUGAUGGUUGUCGUCACUGGAUGAUGCAGGACUGCGCCACUGGUAAGGACAGAGCCUGUUUCUGGGACUCCUCACAGCCUGGGGCCCUCCAACCUCGCUCAUGCCUGUGAUCCCCAUACCCCGAAGGGUGCGCUCAUUCCAUGGCCCCCACACCACCUGCACGCACUCUGCCUGCGGACCCGUGAGGACCACCCAGCUGGUCCGCACCAAGUACAACAACUUUGACCUGUACCUGAAAUCGCGCUUGAUGUAUGGCUUCAUCCGCUUCCUCCUCUACUUCAGCUGCAGCCUCUUUACAUCCAUCCUCUGGGUGGCGCUCUCUGUCCUCUUCUGCCUCCAGUACUUCUGCAUCCGAGUCUUCCUACGUUUCCAGUACAAGCUCUCCAUCAUUCUCCUGCUCCUGGGGCAUCGCCGCCUGGACUUCAGCCUGCUCAAUGAGCUUUUCAUCUACAGCAUCCACGUCACCAUGUUCCUAGUUGGAGGUCUGGGUUGGUGCUUUAUGGUCUUUGUGGACAUGUAGCAUCUAUGGGAGCAAAUGGACGAUGUACAGUUUAUUGUACAUGUACAGUAGGGAAACUCUACAUGUCAGGCUGAGGUGCAGUUCUCAAUGGUUGCACAAAGGCCAGCGUAUUGAGGAGAGGAAGGAAUGUGACCUCAUUUCAGUCAGAUUAACUUCAACAUACAAACCAAAGUCCCUAAAGGCAAUCUGCAUUAUAUUUCAGGGGAAAGCAAGUUACUGAUAAAAGUUCUCCAUAGAGGUCCUUUGUAAUAGCCGUUUGAACCCCCAGACUCAAAAAUAAUCUGUGUUUUGCAUACAUCCUUAUGACAAGAAAUCAGAUUCUUUCUGCUUAUUAAACCCCCCUCUGACCUUACUGUGAGUUUACUUGAGCCUUUCUCAACUUGGUAGAAAACUCCUGAUGCCUAAUCUGAAUCAUAACUGCUGCAGCUCACAUCUCGAUCUUAAAACGCUUAGAAGUUUUCUUAUUACUGGUAAGUGUGUCCAAGCCAUGUAAAUGUCAGUUAGAUUCUACUGUUCUGUACUGAUUUUACUGUUAUUGAGUGUGUAUGACUGAAUGCACAACUGCAGGCCACACUGUAUUUUUUUUUGUACCAACAAGACUACGACUCGUGAUACCAUAAAUUGAAAUAUGGGACCACAGUGAAUAAGAUGAUAGAAUAAAGAAGGAAACAGUGACCAAAAUAACACAUUUUUCUGCCAUUGAGAGAACAUAACACAAAUGCCAGCUAUGUCUGGCUAUUCUGGUCUGUUAUACUGUAUAUGAAAUGUCUGUUGAAACAUGGUAUAGAGAGAUUGUAAGGGAGAUUUUAGAUAUUAAAAAAUUAUAGUGUUGCCAAUUUUUAUUGUUUUACAAAUGCAAACAGUAUAGCAUUAUUAUUAAUAAUUAAACCUAUAAUUAUUAUUCACCCAAAAAAGUUCAUCAAUGUUACUGUACUCAUUAUAAAUAUAUUAAUUGGUGUUUACAGUAUGUGUACAAUUUUGAAGUGUUCCCUGAAUCUUAAAAAUCUUAAAAAUCUGGCCAAAUAAAUAAAAUCUUUCGAAAUUAUGCAUUUGUUCUCACCCAUUUUCUACACUUAAUUACAUUAUUGUAGUCUAAACAUGUUCAAUGCAUUGCAAUGUGAAAUGACUCAAUUUAAUAAAACAAAUAGUGCAA